AUGAAAGAAAAUAACGUAAGGUCUCUCCUUUUCGUUAAAGUUGCCACCAUCCUCCUUUUGGCGUAUACAAAUCAGACUUGCAACGAUUCGAACAAACUUGGAACAUCAUUGGUUGAGGAUGCGACUGCCAAUGGCGAAUUUGGUUUAAGAGUUCAACGAUUGUUAGGAGGAAGCCGAUCGAGCCGAGAUUCCAUUUUUGCAGAUUCUUUUUAUGAUGACGACGAUGAUGAUGAUGAUAAUAAUGAUAAAUUAUUCGAUUAUGAUUCUGAUCACAAAUCAAGACGUGAAGUAAAAGAUAGGCACCAUCGCCACCGCCACAGUCAUAGCCAUCGUCAUAAACGUCGACACAGCCAUAAACACCGCACAUCAUCAAGAUCACGACGUGAAAAAGAGGAAAGUAGUACUACUAAUGAUGAUGAUGAUGAAGUACUUAGCUUAUCCAGAUUUGAUGUUGACGACGAUAAGGACGACCGAAGUCACUCCCGAUAUAGUGUAGACUAUGAUGAUGAAAACGAUGAUGAACCCAGUUCAUCACGACCUGCAUCUACUGAUUAUGAUGAUAUAAUAGAUCUUACGAAUGCAAGAAGAUCUGGUUCAAAAUACAGAAUAUCAUCAAUGGAUAUCGAAUUAUAUCCAGAACAUGAAGAUGAAUAUCUUUUUGAAGGAAAAAGACGAUCUGGGGGUGUGCUUAAAAAAGCCGAUAAUUAUUGUGAAAAUAAAAUCUUCGAUGCCUUGAGUGCUUUAGACAAAUAUAAGGAAUAUUAUGGGGAAGAGAGAAGAGUUAUGAAACAAGCUGCUUAUAGGAAAGCUACAAAGGUAUUUGCUAUUCCUGGCGCAGCUGCACUAUCUCCACUCAUAAUAACGUUGUUCUUAACGACGAGUAAUGUUGUUGCUUUACCUUUGGCAGCUUCCGCUGUUAUAUUGGGUGGAAUUUUGUACAAAAAAAGUAAAGACAAAAGUGACUAUGGAAGACCUCACUUAAAAAGCAUAACUUACUAA
This is a messenger RNA of Plasmodium vivax (malaria parasite P. vivax), 999 nucleotides long. RefSeq lists its product as hypothetical. The coding region runs from base 1 to 999 and encodes 332 amino acids. The record is from RefSeq and is a predicted model, not a curated record. The transcript is spliced from 2 exons. Lineage: Eukaryota; Apicomplexa; Aconoidasida; Haemosporida; Plasmodiidae.